CUUGUAGUCAACAGCUAUAAAAUGCCCCUGAAAUGAGCACAGUGUUAGUUCAUUCGCCUCUUCACCAAAGAUGGAUCUUCAAGUCUCUUUUGUGCUGCUUUUCAUUCUUUUCACUGGAGGAUACUCUCUAAACUGUAAAACAUGCAUACCAGACCUGACGGGUACUUGCAUAGAACAAACGGAGACAUGCUUUAGUGGAUUUUCAGAGUGUAUAAGUUCAAAAGUGAAAAUAACUGGUGUCUCUACUGUGGACAUAAAACUAAAAACUUGUGCUCUGCCGAGUUAUUGUCAAAUUGGGAACAUGAACCUCGGUGACAUUAAGAUUUCUUCUAUAUGCUGCAACACUGACAACUGUAAUAACAAAGAUGCUCCAGAUCCCAGCUCUACCCCCAAUGGGAAGCAGUGUUACUCUUGCAAUGGACCAAACUGCUCAAACGUGUUGAAAUGUUCAGGGAAUGAAGACUACUGCGUUAAAGCGACAGGGUCUUUUCCCAGUGUGUCAGCUACUGUAAAAGGAUGUGUCUCUAAAUCUUUCUGUGAUGCCGCAACAUCGAUUCCAAAUCUUGUGGAUGUCAAAUGCUGUCAGGGGAACCUGUGUAACAGUGCAAAGAGCUUCACCCAGAGCUUCAUGCUUCUCUUGUUGCCACUGUUCUCCUACACCCUGUUUCACUGA
This is a messenger RNA of Xyrauchen texanus (razorback sucker), 673 nucleotides long. Its product is annotated as phospholipase A2 inhibitor and Ly6/PLAUR domain-containing protein-like. The record is from RefSeq and is a predicted model, not a curated record. Lineage: Eukaryota; Metazoa; Chordata; Actinopteri; Cypriniformes; Catostomidae. Bases 71 to 673 code for a protein of 200 amino acids. The transcript is spliced from 5 exons.